Coccidioides posadasii C735 delta SOWgp is the source of this 4693-nucleotide messenger RNA. RefSeq lists its product as uncharacterized. Gene Ontology annotation, molecular function: protein kinase activity; ATP binding. Gene Ontology annotation, biological process: protein phosphorylation. The record is from RefSeq and is a predicted model, not a curated record. Lineage: Eukaryota; Fungi; Ascomycota; Eurotiomycetes; Onygenales; Onygenaceae.
GUUUAAGAUGAACUGCUUGCGUUGAACGUUCUCGACCGCUCCUUGUCCUGUCUUCCAGCUUUUCCUUCUCGAGCUCCUCAAUUGAUCUCAGCGCCAAAUCAUCGACAACCCUGUCUCUACCUUGGACCUUUUACCGUGGCCCCUCCUCAAAUGUUUCCCGGCAGAGAUUGUCCACUUUGAUGAGCGUGUCUGACAUGAAGACCGGGUUAUCGAUAUCGUCACACUCGUCCCAAGUAUCCUUCCGCCCGCCACUCGCCAGUUGAGAGCCUUUCCAUCAUGGUGCACCGGUCCGAUGAUUCAGGGGACAUCCGCCCUCCGUCCCGCGCUCACGAUACUCCGUCUCGACAGAAACUGAAACCGGGAACUAGCCCGCCGAAGAAGGAGAGGUCAAGGUCGUCCGCGAAAGAUGUCUCGGAGCUGACAGAUUAUCAACUGGGCGACUGCCUUGGCAAAGGUGCGUUCGGCUCGGUAUAUAGAGCGUUGAACUGGGGAACCGGCGAGACCGUUGCCGUCAAACAAAUUCGACUUGUGGACCUGCCGAAGAGUGAAUUGAGGGUGAUCAUGCAAGAGAUCGAUCUUCUCAAAAAUUUGGACCAUCCGAACAUUGUUAAGUACCAUGGGUUCGUGAAGUCUGUGGAAACCUUGAACAUUAUAUUAGAAUACUGCGAAAAUGGCUCCUUGCAUUCGAUUUCAAAAAAUUUCGGCCGGUUUCCCGAAAACCUCGUCGCCCUCUAUAUGUCUCAAGUCCUAUCGGGCUUGCUCUACCUACACGAACAAGGCGUUAUCCACCGGGAUAUCAAAGGUGCAAAUAUCCUUACGACGAAACAGGGCUUGGUUAAACUGGCAGACUUUGGUGUUGCCAGUCGCACGACAGGUCUCCAUGAGUCGAGCGUCGUCGGAACUCCAUACUGGAUGGCACCGGAGGUGAUAGAGUUGUCCGGAGCGACUACGGCCUCAGAUAUAUGGAGUUUGGGAUCUACCGUAAUAGAGCUGUUGGAAGGGAAGCCACCAUACUAUAAAUUCCAGCCUAUGCAAGCGUUGUUUCGGAUUGUCAAUGAUGACCAUCCUCCGCUUCCCCAAGGAGCUUCACCGGCCGUAAAGGAUUUCCUCAUGCAGUGCUUUCAAAAGGACCCCAAUCUUCGUGUAACAGCUCGGAAGUUGUUGAGACACCCUUGGAUUGUUAACGCCAAGCGGUCCGACUCUGUUGUUCCAACAAAGUCUACAGAAUACGAGGAGGCUGUCAAAAGCGUCCAGGAGUGGAAUGAAGCACUCCGAUCCCCUAACCCGAAUACCUUACGAAGACCCAUGCGAUCUGCAUAUGCAAGCCCUGGACAUAGUCAGAGAAAACGUUCACAUUCCCGUCAGCCUUCCUCUCGCGAAUCCCUCCCCGCCAUAAAUACACAUGUCACGGAUAAGUUUAGGUCUCCAGAAAAUAAUGAUGACAAUUGGGAUGAUGAUUUUGCGUCUGCAUUCUCACCCAGCGCCCUUCAGUGUCCUCGUCUAAAGCCACAGGACAAUUUUGGCGGCAUGUUAUCCUCGGAAAAACUUAAGGCAUUUGCUUCUCUCGAAAAUAUCGCGGAGCUUGGCACCGAUAAAUUCACCGAAAAUGGUGCGUUAGCCAGAGAUAGAACAGCUUUCUCAGAUUCCGAUCCGCUGCAAACUAUUCGCCCAUAUGUUAAAAAGCAACCAGAUGAACAUCAAAGCCCCCCGAAGCUUCCAAGAAGAACUCGGCAUCGUCAAGUUCCUACGCCGUCCUUCAAAAAGAGUGCAAUCAUUGCCCCCAUUGCUCGUCAAUCUCCCAAACCUGCGUCUCACCCACGUCCCGCGGCCUUCUACAAGGAGAGCUCCAUCGAAGAUUAUUCUGAUCUUAUCGCUGCGAACGAAGAAGUACUUGAAAGCAAACUAUCAGUGAUUCCGGGCAAUGCCACCGAUGAGAUAGGCCAUCAUACCCGGGAUCCCAAUGGGUCGGGCCUUUUCGAUGACACCGUGGUACACUCGCCCGAAAAGGGUGUUUUUCAGUUGCCAUUAAGAAGGAGGAAGCCGCAAUUAUCAAGAGCACGAACAUCAAUCGGGAUUGAGAGAUAUGCAGAAGAUGAAACUGACGAGGAUUUUUCCGACAUCCUUGGGAGCAACGAAGAUCCUCUUGUAAAGCUGGAGAGUGACGAUGGCUCGGAUCGGAGUAGCUUGAUGCUUAAUUCGAAACUGUCUAGUAGCUCAUGGCUCGGUGAUGUGGACGACGAAGAUGACCCUUUUGCACAGCUCGAGGAGGGGUUGGAUGAAAUGGACCUUGAAGCCAAUAUCGCUAGGGACAAAUACGCACGACUUCGAAGUCAAGUGGAAAGCCUUGUUAGCUCUUUAAAAACUUCUCAGGAUGAGGAAGUACUGGCAGAUAUCUCCGAGCAAUUGGUAACUGUGUUUUCGGAUCUGCCUGAGACGAAAAACGUGAUACUUGGCGCCCACGGAAUGCUACCUAUGCUAGAGAUCCUGGACACUUGCCGUCGGAGGGACGUUGUAUCCAACCUCUUGAAAAUUGUUAAUGCUAUUAUUUACAACGACUACGAGGUUCAAGAAAAUUUAUGCUUCGUUGGAGGAAUCCCAAUCAUUAAUAAGUUUGCUUCGAAGAAAUACCCUCGAGAAAUCCGCCUGGAAGCUGCUUCGUUUGUCCAACAAAUGUAUCAGACGUCAACAUUAACACUCCAAAUGUUUGUCAGUGCCGGAGGCUUGAAUGUUUUGGUUGAGUUUUUGGAGGACGACUAUGAAGACGAGCGAGAUCUCGUUUUAAUUGGCGUCAAUGGUAUUUGGAGUGUAUUCGAAUUGCAGGGAUCGACACCGAAAAAUGACUUUUGCCGUAUCCUGUCUCGAAAUUCAGUUCUUGAUCCGCUAUCUUUAGUGCUAAGCAGAGUCUUAGAUGAGGAAGAAGGUGAACUGGCGGAGCUUUGUGAAGGGCGUAUUGCGAAUAUUUUCCACAUAUUCUCUCAAGCAGAAAGCCAUGUCAAGGAGAUGGUUGCAGAAAGAACUGUAUUGCAUAGAGUACUUAAAGAACUGAAACGGAUGUCCCCCAGUCCUCAAAUUACGAUGCUCAAAUUUAUCAAGAACUUAUCGAUGCUCUCGACAACUCUUGAAGCACUUCAAAAUUCUAAUGCAAUUGACGUUCUCACCGAGCUACUGCGCUCUACAAUGAAAGGACCUCAUUUCCGCGAAGUUUCAAAUCAGAUCCUCAACACGAUAUAUAACAUGUGUCGCCUAAGCAAGUCACGGCAGGAAGACGCAGCUUUAAACGGCAUAAUACCACUUCUGCAAAAGAUAGUGAAAACGGAGCGGCCACUAAAGGAGUUUGCUUUACCCAUUCUUUGCGAUAUGGCGCAUUCUGGUAAGGUUGGUCGCCGCGAGCUCUGGCGCAAUAAGGGUUUGGCAUUCUAUAUAUCUCUAUUGUCAGAUCCGUACUGGCAGGUUACUGCCCUCGAUGCGAUCUUUAGUUGGCUUCAAGAAGAGACUGCCAAAGUUGAGGAGCAUUUGCUAGAUAACCGGAACGGCGAACCUCCGUUCACGAUCGCGAUUGUCCGCUGCGUUACCAUAUCGAAAGCUAACGCAUUUGAGAACCUCCUGGAACCUCUUCAGAAACUUCUCCGGUUGAGUCCAGCGGUUGCGGCAACUCUUGCGAGGCCGGAUAUGUUUGAACGUAUUGGACAGAAACUCCAUCAUACUAAGCCUGCUGUGAGGGUCAACUUGUUGCGUAUUUUAUCGACAAUCUGUGACGCUUGUGAAGAGAGAUGCGGCCUUCUCAGCCGAUAUGGGCUUUUGGAUGCGAUUAGAGAAUUACAAAAGGACUCUCGUGUUCUUGUCCGCGAGUUAGCUUCACAACUAGUCAAGUUGAGCGAGGAGAAUGAUCAAAUGAACGGCCAAAAACGAAGGUCCACAAGGCGAAGAAGCACAUCUAUCACACCUCCGAGUCUGAUGUCAAGCCAUUCCAUGCCUGCUACGCCGCAAAUAAAUCGAACUGGCGCAUCCAAACUCUACAUCGAUGGAAGAGAAAACCUUCACUCUUCAAAUGGGCUCAAUGGUUCCCUCGGGUUGAGACCAGGAAGCCGAGAUGGUAGAAGCUCUACUGGAACUCCAGCUGCUCCGGGAAGUGGAAAACUCCGCUUGCCGCACCGACUGUCGCAACAAAUUACAUCAUUGACGCAACAAAAGGAGGAAGCCCGCACCCCUACUUCAGCAAGGAGACCAUCCAUCCUCCAAUCGCGGCGGAGGAGACCGACAAAUGGCGGGCCAGAGUGGACGUAAUCUGGGAGAUCGCCUUCCCACAAAUUGUUCCAUUACUUUUAUUAUCGCAUCCCCUUUAAUGGUAUAUCUUUGAGAGACGUUCAAUAACCCUGCAUUGCAUAGCAUAGCAUUGGCGCAUUGGGGAGAUACACACAUACAUCCUGGUUGCUUGGCUCAGAGGAUCGGGUCGUUAUUGUUAAACCUAUUUCCUUUAUUUUACAGCCAUUCUUGGAGGCUGAUAUUCAUUCCCUUUUAAUAUUUUCUUAGGCUACCUUUUCUUUCAUUUCCUGCCGUUUUGGCCUGUCAUCCAGCAAUGGAAUACAUGCUCAAUGCGGGAAUGUGUUGAUAUGCUCCAAAGUAGAGUUAGCUCUUUUGGCGGAGACAGGCUUAUACUCCAGCUUGAAUGCACAGAUAUUUCCUGAGGUUUGCC